AUGCAGGGAACAGCUGUAAAUGACCUAGACGUCUCGUUAGACAUUCUCGGACAACAGCCGUUACUCAAGAUUUACACUCAAAUAUGCUUGUGCUUUCCGGUGUCCGACGCCUCCUCACAUACGGUUUUCAUUGAAACCCUGAAGAGCGGUCUGGAGAGGCUUACUUCUAGUUUUCCGUGGGUAGCAGGACAACUGGUUAGUGAACCGUCAGGCAAGGGUUCCUCAGAGAUCUUUAAGAUCAAGACAUUCGGGCAAACUCCUCGUCUGGUCGUGAAAGAUCUCAGAGGUGACCCUUCCGUUCCGUCGAUGGAUGCUCUCCAAAGAGCCGGUUUUCCCUUCCGUAUGCUGGACGAAUCCGUUAUUGCCCCACGUAACACAAUCCCAAGUCCAGAGGAAGCUGCGUCGGAAUGGCCAGUUUUCGCCCUUCAGGCCAAUUUCAUUACCGGCGGACUCGUCCUCACCAUUGUUGGUCAACACAACGCCAUGGAUAUGAUUGGCCAGGGCCAAGUUAUUCACCUCUUGUCGAAAGCUUGCCGCAAUGUCCCAUUCACGACCGAAGAGAUAUCGUCCGGCAAUCUUGAACGCAAGACCCUCAUUCCUCUGCUCGACGACUCGUACAUACCGGGUACCGAGCUGGAUCAUCAGAUCGUAAAACCCCCUUCCGUUCUCAUUGGCGGGGACAAAAGCGGCUCAGCAGCAGCUUCUGCACCCCCAAAAUCGACUUGGACCUACUUCUCUUUUUCUCCAACCUCGCUCGCCAGCCUGAAAUCUCUCGCGACAGAUACCCUCCCUUCAGGCUACAUCUCCACUGAUGACGCGUUGAGCGCCUUCGUCUGGCAAUCUAUCAUACGUGCCCGCUUACCUCGUUUGAAUCCCACAGGCGAAGCGACGUUCACUCGUGCUGUGGAUGUGCGAAAAUUCUUGGGCAUUCCUGCAACCUACCCCGGGCUUAUGCAAACUCUGACCUAUCACACAUCUAUGGUUCAAGAGCUGGUUGAUAAGCCUUUGGGCGUUGUCGCAUCAUACCUUCGUUCGACUUUGGAUUCUAAAGCAUUAGUAUAUCAUACCCGUGCCCUCACGACCUUCAUCGACCGGGCGAUACCCGGUAGUGUCGUUUCCUUCACAGCGUCGCUUGAUUUAUCAAUCGACUUGAUGCUCAGUUCGUGGGCAAAGUUGGAUUGCUAUGAACUCGACUUUGGCCUGGGAUUAGGAACACCCGAGUCAGUAAGGAGGCCACAGUUUAUCCCGGUCGAGAGUCUCGGAUACUUGAUGCCCAAGGCGCGGGAUGGCGAAAUUGCGCUCGGAAUUUGUUUAAGAAAUGAAGAUAUGGAGAGGUUAAAGGCAGAUACGGAAUUCGUCAAGUACGGAAGGUGUAUCGAGUAA
Marasmius oreades (fairy-ring Marasmius) is the source of this 1383-nucleotide messenger RNA. RefSeq lists its product as uncharacterized. The record is from RefSeq and is a predicted model, not a curated record. Bases 1 to 1383 code for a protein of 460 amino acids. The transcript has a single exon. Lineage: Eukaryota; Fungi; Basidiomycota; Agaricomycetes; Agaricales; Marasmiaceae.